CGAGAGCGUCGGCCAUUUUGUGGCUGUUUCCUGUGGGACGCGGUGGUGGCGGUUGGAUCGGAGGAGUGAGCGAAUUUCGACUCGUUUUUUCUGCUUGUUUUAUCCUCCUUUUUUUUUUUUUUUCGGUAGAGGGCAGUUAUGGGACGCAAGAAGAAGAAGCAGCUGAAGCCGUGGUGCUGGUAUUGUAAUAGAGAUUUUGAUGAUGAGAAGAUCCUUAUACAGCACCAAAAAGCAAAGCAUUUUAAAUGCCAUAUAUGUCAUAAGAAAUUGUAUACAGGACCUGGCUUAGCUAUUCAUUGCAUGCAGGUGCAUAAAGAGACAAUAGAUGCUGUGCCAAAUGCAAUACCUGGGAGAACAGACAUAGAACUGGAAAUAUAUGGUAUGGAAGGUAUUCCAGAAAAAGACAUGGAUGAACGAAGAAGACUUCUUGAGCAAAAAACACAAGAGAGUCAAAAAAAGAAACAGCAAGAUGAUUCUGAUGAAUAUGAUGAUGAUGACUCUGCAGCUUCAACUUCAUUUCAACCACAGCCAGUUCAACCUCAGCAAGGUUAUAUCCCCCCAAUGGCACAACCAGGACUACCACCAGUUCCGGGAGCACCAGGAAUGCCUCCAGGCAUACCUCCAUUAAUGCCAGGUGUUCCUCCUCUGAUGCCAGGAAUGCCACCAGUUAUGCCAGGCAUGCCACCUGGAUUGCAUCAUCAGAGAAAAUACACCCAGUCAUUUUGCGGUGAAAACAUAAUGAUGCCAAUGGGUGGAAUGAUGCCACCUGGACCAGGAAUACCACCACUGAUGCCUGGUAUGCCACCAGGUAUGCCACCUCCUGUUCCACGUCCUGGAAUUCCUCCAAUGACUCAAGCUCAGGCUGUUUCAGCACCAGGUAUUCUUAACAGACCACCUGCACCAACAGCAACAGUUCCUGCUCCGCAGCCUCCAGUUACUAAGCCUCUUUUCCCCAGUGCAGGACAGAUGGGGACACCUGUAACAAGCUCAAGUACAGCUUCAUCCAAUUCAGAAAGUCUGUCUGCAUCUUCUAAAGCUCUGUUUCCUAGCACAGCACAAGCUCAGGCAGCUGUCCAAGGACCUGUUGGUACAGAUUUCAAGCCCUUAAAUAGUACCCCUGCAACAACUACAGAACCCCCAAAGCCUACAUUCCCUGCAUAUACACAGUCUACAGCUUCAACCACUAGUACAACAAAUAGCACUGCAGCUAAACCAGCAGCUUCAAUAACAAGUAAGCCUGCUACACUUACGACAACCAGUGCAACCAGUAAGUUGAUCCAUCCAGAUGAGGAUAUAUCGCUGGAAGAGAGAAGGGCACAGUUACCUAAAUAUCAACGUAAUCUUCCUCGACCAGGACAGGCUCCCAUUGGUAAUCCACCCGUUGGACCAAUUGGAGGUAUGAUGCCACCACAGCCAGGCAUCCCACAGCAGCAAGGAAUGAGACCCCCAAUGCCGCCUCAUGGUCAGUAUGGUGGUCAUCAUCAAGGCAUGCCAGGUUACCUUCCUGGUGCAAUGCCUCCGUAUGGGCAGGGACCGCCAAUGGUGCCCCCUUACCAAGGUGGGCCUCCUCGACCUCCGAUGGGAAUGAGACCUCCCGUAAUGUCGCAAGGUGGCCGUUACUGAUCUUACUUCAUCCAGUCUAAUAGGUUUGGAGAUUAAACCUUUUCUCAACUUGUGCUGUUUAUAUAGCCAAGCUUCCGUCAAUAAGGCUUCAUUGUGACUUUAACACAUAUUAUCUUCCCACAUACCAGGAACUAUUGGACAUUUAUUUUACAUGGGAAAAAUUAUUUGGAAUAAUAAAGCAGGAACUUUUCCUGAAGUUGCAAUUUAUACUGUAUGGCUUCUUUUUCAUGUUUCAUCUAGGUUUUUAGAAGUGAAGUAUAGUAAAUUUGGUUCGUUAUAUUGUGAAGGCGCUGGAAUUACAUGAACAUACCACCUUAAUAAAGCCCUGCCAUAGGACAGGCUGAGGCUGAGUCUCAGUGUUGCCCUGUUCAGUCUGAGGCAAGUGGGAUUUAUUUUAUUCCUUAUAGGGGCUUUCACAGCUUUAUGGCUGUUGGAUAUUUAUGUCCCCAAACUUGCAGCAAGUUUGGUGAAGGCCCCUAAAUUUAAUUAAACUUAGGAUUUUUAUGAUCUUUUGGCAGAGAAGGCUCUAUAUUAAUAUUCACGUUUGACUGUGGUGUUAAUAAAAAGUAUUUGAUAAAUGUAAUUUUAUGUAAUUAUCUUGUGUUACAUAAUACUUAACAGCCUCAGUAAGCUGGUAUUGUUGAACUUAAGUAAAUUGACAAAAUUUGAUAAUCUUGAUUUGGAGGCAUGAAAUGGUUUUCAAAUUAUCCCUUUUACUUUUAGGAAAAAUCUUACUGGUUAUUUUCUCCUUAAAUUUAACCUCAAGGAUAAGUUUAACAUUGGAAAUGCCACUGGAUACUGAAAUCUGCAUUUUUAAUCCCAAAGUUACGCAUUGAACAUUACGGUUUUGAAAUGUCAUCUGGAAAUGCUUGUGAUUUUUAAUAUUUUCAAACUUCACCACAUUAGAGCAAAUGUUAAUGUAGAGCCCUGUGAAGAGUGGGAAGAUGGUGUGUGUCUGGUAUAUAUGCAUAUACACUACACAUUGGAUAUAAUAAAAAAGAGUUUGGGUAUUACAGACCUACCAGAAUGGAUGGAUUACUAAUUUUCAGGCAGCCAAACUGAAAUUGUAUCACAUGGUAAAGUUAGUAUAUUGAACAAUGGUUUUGGGAUGAGUAUUCUAAGUUUUAUUUUAUCCUUACUGAGCAAUAUUUGAUGUAGUAUGCACACAUGAAAAGAAUUUAUGUUUGUUCCCAACUAAAAAUUGCUUAUUUUGUUUUUUAUGUAUAUAUGUUGUUGGAGGCAGGUAAAGAGGGAACUGGAAGAGAGGCCAAAACAAACUUGGAUUACUUUUUGUUCCUUCCUGUGUUAAAGCCAUCAUUCUAUUCAGAUAGCAUUUUCCUCUGAACAGUAAUGGUUAACAUAUAGUAAAAUGUUUAGCAAAUCCAGGCUUGUGUUUCUAUGCAGUUUUAAUUCUUGGAAGCAUAAAGAAAAAAUAUGCAUUAAAUGAAUUCCAAAUUUUCACCUGUGUAAUUAGAACAUGUUUUCUCUGUUACUGAAUCAUGGAAAAAAGAUCUUAAUGUUUUUAAGAAUUAUAUCACAAAAAAAAUACCAUUGGAAUAGUUUAUAACUUGCACCUUUUAAGUCUCUUAGUUGGAGGUGUUUUCUUUUGCAUCCACUAUCCCCUCAUAUUCUGAAAUAUUCAAAAGUGAAGUUGAUUGUCCUAAUUCUAAAGUGAUUGUUGAAAUAAUUAUAAUUGAAAUACACAAUUACACACUUGAUUACUGGGUUGGGAGGGAUUUUCAAAGGGUGACAAUUUGUUGAAGGUGAUAUAGAUAUCUUAAAGAUGUAGCUUUGAUCACUGUAGGUAGUUCUGUGACUCAGACUAAUAAUUUUGAGAAUUCCUUAAUUUUCAGGUGUCUGUUAGGUCCACUGGUAUAACUUAGUAAACUGCUGAAGGGAAAUGUUGAAGCCACUUCUUUACUGAGAUAAAAUUUUGAGUAAAAACUGACACUUGUUUUGGUAGGGGAUUUUGAAAAAAAAAGUAAACAUGUACCCUAAAAUUUUGUGUGAAUCAGAUAUGUCUUUUUUAAAAGGUGGUAUUUAUCUACCUAAUAUUGCAUAACCUUUGUAUGUUAUUCCAAAAUGAAACUGAUUCUUACUGUAACUUGGAAGUCUUCUAAAAGAAGGAGUUCAUUAUAAAUAAGACUUGACUAUUAAGACAGAUUUUUGUAAGUAAUCAUUCUUCCAAUUAUAUUUCUGCUUGUUCUCAUUUGAAUAUUAGUGUAGGUACUCCUAUUAGCCUUCUUAGUAUUUUGUUUUGUGUAAUCUGAAUCACUAUAAUAAAUAACCUUUUUUUAUAGCAUAGGAAUCAUUUAACUUUUCUGUGUGGUAUUUCUUGGCAAAAUAAAGUUACUUUAAUGAUGUAUAGUAUGCACAUAGUGGAUAUCCACAAUUUUGUAAUUAAUGUUGAAUUUUCAGAACUAUACUUUUUAGUAUCUUGGUUCUUUAGACAUCCCCUAUCAUGAAUCUAAUUCAAACUAGUCCACAGCAAAUGGGGAAAGCAGGACCUCAGCUUGAGCUCCCUAAUUCUCUAAAUAUCUUCAGCAAUUCCGAAUUCUUUCAUGUUCUUGGCAUUUUUGUUGAAAAGUAAGUUUGAAAGAAGCUUUUUUUUUUUUUUUUUUAAACUAGACUUCUUCAUUAAGGACUCAGAGAAUUGCUUUUUAUAAGCAUUGUUUUUUCUGCUCUGGGCUUCAUACAUUUUUGCAUAAUUGGCUAUGAAAGGAGGAGCCUUUCAGUUUCUUCCCAGCUCUGGAAAAAUAAUAGCUUGAUACCAGUUUGAAAUUUCUGAGUGACCUCUCUUUUAAUCUGUUCAGUUAAUCUCAUGCAUUCUAUAAUCAGGAUGUAGAAAUCAUACUAAAGCAGAAAUGGAAGACCCAAAGGAGAUCUUCACUGAAGCUAAUUCGAAUUAUUUCUAUUUGAAGCAAAUUGAACAAUAUUACAAAUGAUGACGGGUUUAUGGUUAAGUUCUUUAGGAGGCAUAUGAUCACCUGCUAUAUUAGGAGAAUAUGUUUGUGAAUAUGUUGUAAUUUUGUCAGAUUAACUAUAGAGAAGAUGCAUGUGAGUAAACUUUAUUAAAAAUGAUUGCUUGGACCCCAGCCAUUAAUUCCAAAUGCUGUAAUGAUGUGAGGUUGUAAUACGACACAGCUUCAGUAAUGUGCUGUGUUUCUCCCAGGGGUUUGUGUAAUGCUUUGUUUAUAAACCAGGGGUUGAGGGGGGAGUCCUUUUUUCUAAUUCUCUAGGCCCUUUAGCUUUCUUGUGUCUCGUUUUUGUUUUGUUUUUGAACCAUUAAUACAGUUAAAGGUCAUAUGCCUUCACAUUUGGUUAAAUACAGGGAACUGGCAGUGAAAUUUAUUGAUGCCCAAUGUGGAUAAAAUGAAUGUUGUUUUCCCAGCUUACUGUAUACAGACUAGUAGUGAUUAUUUAGGAGAAAAGACAUUCAUUGGCCAUUGUAUUGUUAGACCUUAGAUGUAAUGAAAGGUAGCAACAUUCUGCCCUUGGUUUGCCUGUGUUAAGGCUUCACCAAAUCAUUUGUUAUAAUGUAGUUUAUUCUUAGCAUUUUAUUCAUAAGUAGUUCCACAGUCAUUCAGAGAUGAAACUAAACAAAAUUUGCCACAUCAUUUUCUAGUCUCUACUAAUAGAACAAGGCUGCUUAACUAUCCAAGUAGACCAAGGAAAUAAAGUUUCUGUAAGUUUGAGUUAGAAAAAUACGGGAUAUACACUUACUGAGCAAAGCCUCCCUUUUAGCUGUUAGCUUGUUAGUGUACUUCUGGAGGAGCAAUAGAAUUUACUUUUCAGCCCAUGUUUUUUAAAAUUGAAAAUCUUGAAAUGAAGUCAGGUAUUUUGGAAAUUGAAUUUAAAGUAUAAAAAACUGCGUAUCUCUGUGGGAUAUGGCUACAUACACUUAAAUUAGAAAUUUUUGUGCAGAGAUUUUUUUUUCCUAGUUAUAUGUACCCCCCUUUUAGAGUAACCCAAAUUUUUGUAAUGCACAUGUUGGAAUACAUAGUUUAUUAAAAUUGAGAUGUGUCCAAGAGAUACACAGUGUCUUUAACUCAUUCUCUAAGGUCACUCUAAAUUUAAUAGCCAAUGUAAGGUAAUUUUUAUAAGAUUUAGGGAAAAUUUUUUAAAAUGUAUUAAUAUCAGGCUCUGAGGAAAUUAAUGCACAUUGACUUUUUAAACUAUGAAUUGAACUCCUCAGUUUAAUACAAUUUGUGUUUUUGUUAACUAGCAGCAGAAUUUCAGCAUUUGCUACUUACUGGUAGAGAAGAAAAAUCCCACAGCCCUGCCAGUACAGGUUAGUUUAAUCUGUAAGUACCUGAUAUUCCUAUUUUUUUCAAACAUAUACAUAUAACCCACACAAGGAAGAAAGCUGUGCAGUUACUUAAAUGUGAGUACAACUAAUAGUAGAACCAUUGGACACUUUCAAACACUCAAUACUUGGGCCGAAGUAGGUAUAGGUUUGCUCACCUCAGUUGUAAUAAAGGUGUAAUACUACCCCUUUAUUAAGUGGUUAUGGUUGAACCUAAAUAGAUACAUUGACUAUAGAAGGAAAAGGCAGUGAAAGUUUCAAUUGGCUAUAUAUAUGCUUAUAUUGGUAUGAUAUGGAGUGCAGGGUUUGGGUCCAGGGUCUUCUACUUAAGCCACUCCUGUGGUGGUACUCAUAUUUACCUUUAAAUUUUUUACAGUUUAAAUCAACCUAAGACAAAAGUCAAGUUUCCUCCCCUCUAGCAGUCAUGAAUGGUGUGCAAUCAUAAGCUAUAAAAUGUGUUUAUAUUGCUUUUUUGUUCUUAAAUGUAUUUUAUUUACUCUUGCUGUAAAUAAAUACUAACUUUGUUCAUCUUUUUUGUAAACUAUAUAAACUAUUCUGUUGGUGCACCACCACUGUGGGUUCAUUUUACUUUGAACUAAGAAAAACCUUACUUUUUAGUACUCAAAUGAAAGCUUGACUACCCAUCAAGAAAUCUAGACAGAUUCUUCGUGUAUUUCUUUUGAGGGGCAGUGAGACCGUAACAGGUUAUGAAAGUUAUGUUAAGACUUUUUAUUGUUGUUUUUGUUGGUUCUACCGAAGUUAUUAUCUUGAACCAUCCUUGAGAAAUUUAUUUUAACCUUUAAAUACUGUGCACUUAAUGUUGAUAAAUUUUAAAUACUGAGGAGAAGAAAGUGUAUAAUUUAGCGUAUAGAAGCCUGAACCAUCCUUCUAAUCUGUAGCAUUAACCAGGACGUGUGGCUUCAUCCUUUUCACCUUAAGUGUAACAGUGUCUCAUUUGAGAUCUGUCUGUAAAACUAGCUGAUCAUCUACUCCUGUUAAACUGAGAGUGGUGAUUGGCCACUGGAAACAUCAUCUUAAUGUUAUUUUAUAUGGAAGUCAUGCGUUCAGUUUUUAAAACUCAAUUAUCAUCAGCUGAUAAUAAAAUAUAUUUUAUAAGAUACCCAUUUGUCUUUAUAUAUAAAAUUGCCUAAGGGCUCAAGUUUCAUUGCCUUUCACAGUUUAAUCUGUAUAAGAAAUGUCGUAGAUGCAGUGGAAAUGGUUUUCCUUAAAACCAUCUCUUAAAAGCUGCUUUACUGGUGAGUACUGUUUUAUACUUUUAUGUAUCUUUAUUUUUCUUUUUAAAUUUAACAAGUUGGACACUUUGAUCGAAGUGUCUGAAUUUCUAUACUCUUCAGCUAUUACCUGAAUCAAGAAUAUUAAGGUGAUUAUUUUACUUCCUGACAUUUCCCUCAUCUGAGCUCACUUUUUUCUUGACCUUCAUUUAGUAGAUUAUAACAACAAUAACUUUAACAUAUAGAUUGUUCCCUUUUGUUGAGAUAGGAAAAAUAUUUUUACUCAAAACUAUCUAGCAUUUACAAAAAUUUUUUUAACAUACGAUUUUUUUGUUUACAGCCAAAAGUUGUUUUUGUUUUUUUCCCUCAAUGCUUUUGGUUUCCAUGUUGCAUAGGUAUAAAAUUUUAAAGACCAGAAUUUCUGUUUGUCCUUGUUGAAGCUGCUGUUGAACAGUUAAGCUGAGAGUACGGUUGAAAGAAGGUUUGUUUGCCUAAGAUGGUCAUGCAGACUAACUGCUUACAAGAGUCUCUCUCUUGGGUGAGGUUUGAAAAUUUCAAGUGUAUUUUUAAGUCACUCUAACCUUGCAUGAAGAACUUAGAUUGGAAAUACUGAUUUCUGGGACUGUGUGUAUCAGUGAAAGCCUCUGAGUAUAUUUCUAAUUACUUUAUCCCCUGUUUAAUCCCUUCCUUCAUUGUAACCGUGGAUUUUUUUCCUUCUACCUUUUAGCCACAUCCUAGCUAAUGUCAAUAUAUGCUAAGGAUGUUUUCUCAUUGUAUUUCCUGCCUUUGUAAGCCAGUGAUGAAGAGUCAAUUCAUACUUUUUAGUAUGAACAAUAAUAGUCUUUUAAAAUUGAAAAUUGGUAUGAGUAUGUGAUAAUGGUGAUAUAUUCUUCUAGAUAAGCACUAAACAAAGUACAGAUCGUCAAUUUAUGUCUUUAAGAUUUAAAGUGAAGUAAGUUUCUAAGGAACUCUGUCCUUUCCUAGCAAGGAUAAGCAGACAUUGAAAAUUUGGUAAGUAUGUAACUUUAAAUGCAUGUAAUAGUGAUGUGAGUUAAGUAGCCAAAUUUCCAUAGUUUAAGAUAAUAUUUAGACAUGAACAAGAAUUCUUGAAUCCCCUUUGUGACUGUGUGUAGCAUUUUUACAAAUUUGUGUGCACACUGAUUAAAUUGAAAUGUAUCUUACUCCUUUGUCUGGGUCAUUUUUUGUUUUGUAUGGUGCUUUAUUAACUUUAUAUUUCAAGCUUUUUUCAGGGUAGAAAUAAGUGAUGGGUAAAGAAAAUAUCUUCAGGAAUUAUUAUUUACAUGUCCCCGUCUUAAAAUCCAGUGAUGCUUUUAAGUUUACUUAAGCCUUUUGUUUUUCAGCUCCAGUUAAAACUGACAGUAGGCAGCUGAUCAAAAAUGGGAAAGAAAUCUUUGUGCUCUUUCUGGAAUAUUGUAGGAGUCAUCGUAUAAUAGCAAAAUGUUAUUAAGCCAAUACUGGAUUUUCAUGGAAGCAGUGCUUUUUAAAUUAAGAGGAAAAGGAAUCUCCCUGUGACACUUACUGUUAAGAAGAAGAUAAUAAAUAGAAGUUAAAGUGAAAACAUUUAAUUACUACAGUAUCUUUCCAAACUGGUAUAUAGCAUUAUUUUGUGAAGUGGUGCAAGAUUGCAAAGGGUUGUAGGAAAGGGGAGAAGCCCCCUGCCCCCAUUCAGUCUCUAGGCUUCACUCCAGCAUUGUCCUGGCAAGGAGGGAAAUGAAGAGCAAGUCAUGCAUGGGAUAUGAUGUUAAGGAGGACCUGAACAAAACAAACGAAAGAGAAUAAAUGCUAGUCCAAGUCUGUGAUUAAAUGGUUUAGCUAAACAAACAAGUGGUGACUAGUAGCAUGAUUUUUAAUGUAAGUAAAUGAACUCACUGAUCUUAAAGGUAGUAACUAAAUACUAGCUUUAAAGUUUUACCAUCUUUAACGUUCUACUAAUUAACACUUGGAUUUUGUUGAUGGGGUAUUUUAAAAUGAAGUUUUCUUAACAAAUAGUACAUUCUGUCACUCUGACAUACCACCUAGAAGCGAGUGCAUAAGAACUGAAAUGAAUGACCACGUUUAUAGUGUUCAACUAUGUUAGAUUUUAUCCUACUGGUAGGGUUUGAGUGAAAGAUGUUUCUAGAUGUUCCUUAGUGUAUGGAGCCAUGCAUUAAUCAGAGCUCACAAAAGGUAUUGAGGUAUUUUUUUCUCUCUCUCAAGGUGGUGUGGGGGUGUUUGCUAGGUUUUAAGAAAGUCAAAACUACCAUCUGAUAAAUGGUACUUUCUUUCCAUGUCCGAAGCAGUUUACAGUUUGUGUUUUCAUCUAAAGGUUGAAGGAUUUUUGCUUCCUUGUUAUUAAAAGCAAGCCUCUUUGCUCCAGGAUAAUGAUUGACCGUUAACAAACAUUUGAGUGCCUGUUAAUUUACAACAAUGAAUAAAAUUUUUCAUUUCUUAUA
This is a messenger RNA of Camelus dromedarius (Arabian camel), 9614 nucleotides long. RefSeq names its product zinc finger protein 207 (gene ZNF207). Lineage: Eukaryota; Metazoa; Chordata; Mammalia; Artiodactyla; Camelidae. Gene Ontology annotation, molecular function: microtubule binding. The coding region runs from base 139 to 1623 and encodes 494 amino acids. Gene Ontology annotation, cellular component: kinetochore; nucleus; spindle matrix. The record is from RefSeq and is a predicted model, not a curated record. Gene Ontology annotation, biological process: mitotic spindle assembly; mitotic spindle assembly checkpoint signaling; attachment of spindle microtubules to kinetochore. The transcript has 13 exons.